Molecule: messenger RNA, 6292 nt
Organism: Rattus norvegicus (Norway rat)
Lineage: Eukaryota; Metazoa; Chordata; Mammalia; Rodentia; Muridae
Gene: Nfatc3
Product: nuclear factor of activated T-cells 3
Biological process (GO): positive regulation of transcription by RNA polymerase II; regulation of DNA-templated transcription; negative regulation of transcription by RNA polymerase II
Cellular component (GO): nucleus; cytoplasm
Molecular function (GO): DNA-binding transcription factor activity; DNA binding
Source: RefSeq, a predicted model, not a curated record
GGCGCGCUGCGAGGCGCGGGAGCGCGCCGACGGCGGUGGCGGCAGUGGCGGUGAAUGUGGGGGUGGGGGGCGGGGAGCUUUGGUUGAGGCGACCGUGGCUCUUAGGCACCCUCGACUGGCGGCGGUGACGGCUCCUGGUGCGGCGGGGCGCUCGGCCAGCUUUCUAGUCGGAACGGAACACUUGGCCUCGCGGGCCCCGCCCGAAAAGUUUGCAGUGGAGCCGCGACCUCCUGGCCGGCGCGGCCCAGCAUGAAGCGGCGCUGAGGAGCCGCGGCGGCCGCCUGAGGAGGAGGCGCUGCACCCCGGGCCACGCCGAUGACUACUGCAAACUGUGGCGCCCACGACGAGCUCGACUUUAAACUCGUCUUCGGCGAGGACGGGGCACCAACGCCGGUGUCCCAGGUCUCGCGGCCUGCAGAUCUUGAACCAGAUGAUUGUGCAUCCAUUUACAUCUUUAAUGUAGACCCGCCUCCAUCUACUUUAAAUUCAUCACUUGGCUUACCACAUCAUGGACUGCUGCAGUCUCACUCUUCUGUUUUGUCACCAUCAUUUCAGCUCCAAGGUUUCAAAAAUUAUGAAGGAACUGAUGAUAUUUCUGAAUCUAAAUAUAGCUCAUUAAGUGGUCCUAAACCCUUUGAAUGCCCAAGUAUUCAAAUUACAUCCAUCUCUCCUAACUGUCAUCAAGAAACAGAUGCUCAUGAAGAUGACCUACAUGUAAAUGACCCAGAAAGGGAAUAUUUGGAAAGGCCUUCUAGAGAUCAUCUCUAUCUCCCACUUGAACCGUCCUACCGGGAAUCUUCCCUUAGUCCUAGUCCUGCCAGCAGCGUUUCUUCUAGGAGUUGGUUCUCAGAUGCAUCUUCUUGUGAGUCUCUCUCACACAUUUAUGACGAUGUGGACUCAGAGUUGAAUGAAGCUGCUGCACGAUUUACUCUUGGCUCACCUCUGACUUCUCCAGGUGGCUCUCCAGGAGGUUGCCCUGGAGAAGAGUCCUGGCAUCAACAGUAUGGACCUGGACAUUCCUUGUCACCUAGGCAAUCUCCUUGCCACUCUCCUAGAUCCAGUAUCACUGAUGAGAAUUGGCUGAGCCCCAGACCAGCCUCAGGACCCUCAUCCAGGCCCACUUCUCCUUGUGGUAAACGACGGCACUCCAGUGCUGAAGUAUGUUAUGCUGGCUCUCUUUCACCCCAUCACUCACCUGUUCCGUCCCCUGGUCACUCGCCUAGAGGGAGUGUAACUGAAGAUACCUGGCUCACUGCUCCUGUCCACACUGGAUCAGGCCUCAGCCCUGCACCGUUUCCAUUUCAGUACUGUGUAGAGACUGACAUCCCUUUGAAAACAAGGAAGACUUCUGACGAUCAAGCUGCCAUACUACCAGGAAAAUUAGAGGUCUGUUCAGAUGAUCAAGGGAGCUUAUCCCCAUCCCGGGAGACAUCAGUAGAUGAUGGCCUUGGAUCUCAGUAUCCUUUAAAGAAAGAUUCAUCUGGUGACCAAUUUCUUUCAGUUCCUUCACCUUUUACCUGGAGCAAACCAAAGCCUGGCCACACUCCUAUAUUUCGCACAUCUUCAUUACCUCCAUUAGACUGGCCUUUACCAACUCACUUUGGACAAUGUGAAUUGAAAAUAGAAGUGCAACCUAAAACUCACCAUAGAGCCCAUUAUGAAACUGAAGGUAGCCGAGGGGCAGUGAAAGCCUCUACUGGUGGCCAUCCUGUUGUGAAGCUCCUGGGCUAUAGUGAAAAGCCAAUAAAUCUACAGAUGUUUAUUGGAACAGCCGAUGAUAGAUAUUUACGACCUCACGCAUUUUACCAGGUGCAUCGCAUUACUGGAAAGACAGUUGCUACUGCAAGUCAAGAGAUAAUAAUCGCCAGCACAAAAGUUCUGGAAAUCCCACUUCUACCUGAAAAUAAUAUGUCAGCAAGUAUCGACUGUGCAGGUAUUUUGAAACUCCGCAAUUCAGAUAUAGAACUUCGAAAAGGAGAAACUGAUAUUGGCAGAAAGAAUACUAGAGUCCGACUUGUAUUUCGUGUGCACAUCCCACAGCCCAGUGGAAAAGUCCUUUCUCUACAGAUAGCAUCUAUUCCUGUUGAGUGCUCUCAGCGAUCUGCUCAAGAGCUCCCUCACAUUGAGAAGUACAGUAUCAACAGCUGCUCUGUCAAUGGAGGCCACGAAAUGAUUGUGACUGGAUCUAAUUUUCUUCCAGAAUCCAAAAUCAUUUUUCUUGAAAAAGGACAAGAUGGAAGACCUCAUUGGGAGGCUGAAGGAAAAAUAAUCAGAGAAAAAUGUCAAGGGGGUCAUAUUGUCCUUGAAGUUCCUCCCUAUCAUAACCCAGCAGUUACAUCUGCUGUGCAGGUGCACUUUUAUCUUUGCAAUGGCAAGAGGAAAAAAAGCCAGUCUCAACGUUUUACUUACACACCAGGUACAAGAGUUUUGAUGAAGCAAGAACAAAGAGAAGAUACUGAUUUGUCUUCAGUUCCAUCCUUGCCUGUGCCUCAUUCUGCCCAGACCCAGAGGCCUUCCUCAGAUACAGGGCACCCCCAUGACAGUGCAUUGUCUGCACCAAGAAGCUUGAUUUGUCCAGUGCAGCCAGCAUAUGCAUCUAUGAUAACCUCCACCCAUUUGCCACAGUUGCAAUGUAGGGAUGAGGGUGCUGGCAAAGAACAGCACAUAAUACCAUCUUCGGUCAUGCACCAGCCUUUUCAAGUUACACCAACAUCUCCUAUGGGGUCUUCCUAUCAGUCUAUACAAACUAAUAUGUAUAAUGGUCCAACUUGUCUUCCUAUGAAUCCUGCCUCUAGUCAAGAAUUUGAUCCAGUUUUGUUUCAGCAGGAUGCAGCUCUUUCUAAUUUAGUAAAUCUUGGCUGUCAACCACUGUCACCAAUACCAUUUCAUUCUUCAAAUUCAGAUGCAACAGGACAUCUUUUAGCUCAUUCACCUCAUUCUGUGCAAACCCCACCUCAUCUGCAGUCAAUGGGAUACCAUUGUUCAAGUGCAGGACAAAGAUCUCUUUCUUCUCCAGUAGCAGCCCAGGUCACAGGUCAGCCUUCUUCCCAUUUACAGCCUAUCACAUAUUGUCCUUCACAUCCAGGGUCUGCUACAGCAGCUUCCCCAGCAGCCUCUCAUGCUCUUUCUAGUUCACCGAUUUCUGGGCCACCGUCCCCUCAGCUGCAGUCUAUGCCUUACCAAUCUCCUAGCUCAGGAACUGCCUCAUCACCAUCUCCAGUUACCAGAAUGCAUUCUGGACAGCACUCAACUCAAGCACAAAGUACAGGGCAAGGAGGUCUUUCUGUACCUUCAUCCUUAGUUUGUCACAGUUUGUGUGACCCAGCAUCGUUUCCACCUGGUGGUGCAGCUGUGAGCAUUAAACCUGAACCUGAAGAUCAAGAACCUAACUUUGCAACCAUUGGUCUACAGGAUAUCACUUUAGAUGAUGUAGUGAUGUUGUCUUCUUUGACACAGACCAGUUUAUGUCUGACUUGGAACACCAGCCAUCAGGUUCAACAGAGAAAUGGCCUAAUCACAGUGAGUUCUCAUGUCCAGUUCCUUUCUGGCGAAUCUAGAGGGUGGCACUGUGGGAAACCAAAAGGGAGAACUUUCCCAGAGGAAUUCAAAGUAGGAAAAGUUAGAAUAAGUGAACGAGAUUAUUGGAAGAGACAUGUCCCAGAUUACUGUUUCCCAAGGCCCAGAGGUGAUCAGAGAUGCCCCUCUCCCAGGUCCGGAGUCUCCAGAUGUUAUGAGCUCUAACAGUGCUCAGUGAAGCUUUGUGCCCACCACCAACUGCUCUGACUGCUUCUCUCCUGGAACUUAAGUUUCCAACCAGACUUCAGAAUCUGUCGCAGAAGUUGGAUUCACUGUGGGAAAAGCAGCAUUCCUUCACCUUAAGCCUUGGGCAGAUUUUGUAAAGAACAGGAACAGCAUCAGCUGUUUAAGCUGUGGGAAAUGAGCUUUGCUUAUAUAUAUAUAUAUAUAUAUGUAUGUAUAUAUAUAUAUAUAUAUAUAUAUAUAUAUAUAUAUAUAUAUAUAUAUAUAUAUAUAUAUAUAUAUAUAGGAUACUUUUAUAUGAUGGGUGCUUUGAGUGUGACUGCAGCAGGCUCUCUCUCAGAGGUGCUGCUCUUGCAGGUGACCUGGUUGCAUAGCUAGGAUUAGUAAUUUGUACUGCUUUCUGGUCAUUUGAAGAGCCCUUUAGUUUUGAUAUUUUUAAAGUAGAACUUUUGAUAAAAUCUUCCAGAUGCAGACAAAAAAAAAUUAUCCUAAGCCCACACUUACACCUCAGAAACUUAGCAUGCAUCCUGAAGCCUUUCAUAGAUUCAUAGGAAAAAGCCAAAUGUAGCUCACGCUCUUUAUAAAAUAAAGUGUUGGGUAAAUUGAGAAGACCAUUCCAUCAUUGAAGUUGGGAUAUGAUACAUUCCAGAGCGUAGCCUUUUGUAACUUAGGUAGCUAUCAGGCAGUUUUCCACUAGCAGUUCCUCCAUGGUCAGGCUUUUUCUUCCCUCAGGACCUUGGGUAAAAUGGUCAUUCAUAAGGUGAAUUUCAAAGGUAGGGUUUUAGCUUAGGUGGUUAUUUUCUACCUAACUUUUUAAGUGGGAGUCUCUGCCUUUAGUCUAUAGCCAUUGAAGCCACUGUCCCACUAGUUUAAAGCUUUGCAGGUUUUUUAACUCCUUGAGGCCAGGCCAGCAGUGGAAGGAGCUAAGUACGAGUGAGCUGUGUAAUAGGAGAGGCAGAGAAAAUAAAAUGCAGGACUCCAGUUGAGAAAGGCCUUAAGAUUUACAUGGCCUGUCAAUAGCCUGCAGUGAUUCUGUCCCAUGGUGUCCUGGCUAUGUGACCUAUAAGCCAGCCUUUCCUCCACAAGGCAUUGAGACACAUCCAGAAAUAAGGUGGCAUCAUAGACCUGUCCUACACCAAAGACACAGUGGUGCUGCUGCUGCUGCUGGUGAGAUCGGUGUCCAAGGCAGGGGCCAGCAGAAAUUCCAGCCUGCUGUCUACCAAAGGACUGUUCUCAGACCCUGCCUUUACCCUUCCCUUUUAAAGUCCCUGAAUUUUACAGUUUGUUUUCAAAUGAAAUAGUGUACUUUCAUUCAUUCAGGAAGCAAAUUGAGUGCCUAUGAGACGUAAUGUUACUCUAGGUGACUGUGACCCUUGAUGGUAGGGGCCUUCUUUACCAAGGCUCUAUCAGCCUAAGCAGGAGCUGGCCUAUUGCCUACCAACCCUAGUAAGCAGGGUAGGAGGUACUGAUUCAAGAUGAGAGAAGUAUAUGUUUGUUUUUAACACAAUGAUUUGCAUUUCUCCCCUAAAACUAUUUAAAGAGUCUCAUCAGCAAAUUGCUCUGGCCACUCUUGCAGCUAGAUAUUUUCCAAAUUUCUCUGAAAGUGAAUUUUAUUUGUGACUGUGGAUAGUGACAUUUGCUUUAGAAGCCCGAUGGUUGGUAGCCCACAGCCUCCUUUCAAGGGCAUUGGCCUCUCAGGUGAACUUGCAGACUUGGCCAAAUUUGCUUCCUCUUUCCCCUGGGGCAGUUGCCUCAUAUGGGGUCAUUGCAAGACCCCUCGGGGUGCUGCUUUGCUGCCUUCAAGAAUAAAAGCCUCUAUGAUCCAGACUUGCUAUGCACCAAAUUUUGAUGCCUUUUAAAUACCUUGAUGCCUGUAGCAUUAGAAAUGCUUUCCUAUUUAAAACAGGUUAGAUUUUAAAAUAGAGCUUUGUAUUCUGUGUAAUGGUUUUAUAUUAGCUUUGUAUAAGCUUUCAUGUAAGAGUCAUAUUUUUUGGUUUUGUAGAUAAAGACUUAAAUUUUUGUGCAAAUUAGUGGUGGUAAAGCACACAUCCAUUGGACUAUGCAAAUUGAUUUCUAGUAGCAGCACUGAGCAACUGGGCAUUUGCUAGCACACACCCUUUCCUCUCACCUGUACUAGAACUUGGGUUGAGGAAUGAAGGAGCAGCCUUCUGUUUACUAGAAAAAUGUUUGGGUUCACAUGUGGUGCUGCUGCCCUGGGUACAACCCACCUAUACCCAGGGCCAGCCAGUAUCACCAGACCUCUGCUGGGCCCAGCCACCAAGCCCAGUUUUUAAUAUGUAGAACACAUGGGCUCAAGUUGAAACCUUGUGUUUUAUAGAACGGAUGUGUAGGUGAAGAAAUUGGAUUUUGGUUAUGUUUACAGCACUUGGGAUUGUGUUUUCUUGUACAUUUUGUAUUUUAAAAUCGUUUAUAGGAGUGCAGUGCUCCUUAUACAAAUACAAAGGGAAGAUGAGCCAGCAGUUCAGGCUCCUCCUCAGUUACAGUGCUGAAAUAAUAAACAGUGACAGAUCAA